Gracilinanus agilis (Agile Gracile Mouse Opossum) is the source of this 660-nucleotide messenger RNA. It is a transcript of the gene EPO, whose product is annotated as erythropoietin. The record is from RefSeq and is a predicted model, not a curated record. The coding region runs from base 1 to 660 and encodes 219 amino acids. The transcript is spliced from 5 exons. Gene Ontology annotation, cellular component: extracellular region. Gene Ontology annotation, molecular function: cytokine activity; hormone activity; erythropoietin receptor binding. Lineage: Eukaryota; Metazoa; Chordata; Mammalia; Didelphimorphia; Didelphidae.
AUGGAUGAAGUACUAGUAAAGGAGACAGUAGGGGAGAAAUUAGGAGAGAGCAGUGUUAAGAAAAUUUGGAGAGAAAAGCUUGUUCAGGAGGAAAACUUAGUCAAACUCCUUGUUCUGCUGCAGCUGCUGCUACUUCACCUUGGAGAUCCAGUAAGAGGCUCUCCACAGUCCCCAUUUUGUGAUAGCCACAUCUUGGAAAGGUACAUCCUUGAGGCCAAAGAAGCCCAGAAUGCCACGGUAGCCUGCAUGGAAGAUUGCAGCCUGGGUGAGAACAUCACAGUCCCCGAUACCAGGGUGAACUUCCAUACCUGGAAGAAGAUGGAGGUGGGGCAGAAGGCAGAGGAGGUCUGGCAGGGGUUGACCCUGCUCUCUGAAGCUGUCCUAAAGGGGCAGGCCUUGCUAGCCAACUCCUCCCAGACACCAGCAGCUCUAAAGCUCUUUGUGGACAAAGCAGUCAGCAGCUUGAGAAGUCUCAGAUUCCUGCUUCGAGAACUGGGAGCACAGGAGGAAGCUGUCUUUGUUCCAGAUGCCCCAACAGCAGCUCCAUUUCGUACCUUCACUGUUGGGACAAUGGACAAACUUUUUCGAAUCUACUCCAAUUUCCUAAGGGGAAAACUCAAGCUAUUUUUGAGAGAAGCCUGCCAAAGUGAGGAGAGGUGA